AUGGAUAAAAUAAGAUAACAUAUCACCUUUAUCUUAUCGUCAUAAUGAGUAAUUAUAAAACUUAAUCUGUUGACAAUUCGAAUGUCUUCAAUUAAACUGUAUUUUUUAUCCAACAAUGGAUGUUACCACAGAACCCACCAAACUAAAAAUGUACACCAGUUCAGGGCAUUACAUGGGUCUAGUCUUAGCUGUGAGUUCAUCUUUGUUUAUCGGAUCUAGUUUCAUAAUAAAAAAGAUCUCUUUAAUACGGCUAGGUAAAAAAGGCAGCAUUCGAGCUGGUGCUGGAGGAUUUGGGUAUUUGAGGGAUUGGAUGUGGUGGUUGGGACUUUUAACAAUGGGAAUUGGAGAACUGGCAAAUUUUACUGCUUAUGCCUUUGCACCUGCCUCAUUAGUGACACCUUUAGGUGCAUUAAGUGUAUUAGUAUCGGCAGUGUUAGCAUCAGUAUUUUUGAAUGAAAAAUUAAAUCUCCUUGGAAAAUUGGGAUGUAUUCUGUGUGUUCUUGGAUCCACAAUAAUUGUCAUUCAUUCACCAAAAGAAGAGCAAGUGGUAACAGUGGCAGAACUUUUAAAACAAGUACAAAACAUAGCAUUCAUUAAUUACGUAGUUACUGUGAUUGUCUUAGUAAUUCUGAUAUUAUUUUUUGUGGGUCCAAUAUAUGGUACAAGAUAUAUAAUCAUUUAUUUACUACUGUGUUCAGCUAUCGGCAGCUUGACUGUUAUGGCUUGUAAAGCCCUAGGACUUGUUUUGAAGGAAAAUUCAGUAACACCUUACCAAGACCAACAUAACAUUCUUUUACCAAUACUUCUCUUCGUCAUAGUAGUUUUCUGCAUUUGCAUUCAGAUGAACUACCUAAACAAAGCUCUAGAUCUAUUCAAUACAACGAUAGUAACGCCAAUAUACUACGUCCUAUUCACCACCUUGGUUAUCUUCGCUUCUGCCAUUUUGUUCGAGGAAUGGCAACACAUGAACUACACGGAUAUCUUGGGGGCCACAUGCGGCUUUCUAGUUACUGUAGUCGCUAUUUUUCUUUUACACUUUUUUAAGGAUGGUACAACGUUGCUUCCCCAUCAACACCGAUCGAAUUCCAGCCAAUAUGGAUCUCAUAUUAAUUUCGAAGUAAGAUCUGUCUAGACCUAAAUAGCGCUGAACUCAUUUUGUGAACGUUUCUGUAUAACUGUUUAUACAGGGUGCGGCACAUACACUGUCAGUUAGUAAGAACACUGGAACUACAAGAAUUAUGUUAUGAAGGUUAGUGAUAGCUUUGUCCAAGACAACUGCCAGACCAGUUUACUAUUUUUAUUAAUAACAAAUUCUAAAAAUGUAAUAACAUAAACUCUUAAUGCAAUAACAAGUUUGGAGUAUCUUCUAAAAAACGCAAAAUAAAAUAAUAGAAUUUCAUAAUGGCAAAAAUACCGCAAAAUAUAAAAAAACUCAAUUCAUAUACUCAUGCAAUAAGAUCUGCCAAGAAACUCUUUUUUUAAUAUAAUAUUAAUAUCAUUAAUUAAAGAUUUUUAACAUAAGCCCAUUGUGCAUUGUCCCUAAAUUACUUUCAUAUCUUUUGAAGCAUAUGUUAAUCAACACCUAACUCAGCUUGGAAAUCGUAAUAAUAUAGUUAGAUAGCAGACAGUUAAUUUUACUGAAAUGCUAGAUCGCAUACGUCCCAUUCGAAGAAAAUAAAAGGUAUAAAUUGUUUUUUUGUCAAAUGAACACCCUGAAAAUUUUAAUUUUUUAUUUAACAUUGAAUAUAGAAAAUAAUGAUUAAUGUUCUCAUGGAAGGGGAUAGGUGGCUCAGUUGUAGAGUCUCUGCUUGCGGAUCCAAGGGUCCCAUGUUCGAAUCCCACCGUUGGCCGGGAUUUUUUUAUUUAAUUAUUUAAAAUGAAUUCUGAUGCCUUGGUAAGAUUCCCCACUCGACCAUUCACUGUUGGGUUCUAUUUAACAGUGCUGUUCCUGUGGCACUGGGAAACAGGAACAAAGCCUACACAGAACACGAGGCUAAUGGCCUUAGUAGUCGAUGCCGAUGACACCAAAUAAAAAAAAAACAAUUAAAAUACUCCAUAUUUUAUCAACAUAUGCCGCACCCUGUUAUGUGAAUAUCUUAUUUUAGUAAUAAAAUAUUUCGUGUAAAGUUACAUUUGUUCUCGAAAAUAUCGAUUCUGAAAAUAUCGUAUAGAUAAUGGUAAAUAAUCUAAUUAUUACUAUAUGGCUGCAAUAAAAUAUUUUUAACAAGUAAUAAGGAUUAAGUUUCAAAUUUUAUUGAUUCUUUCACGUUUUAUUUAAUAAAUAGUUUUUUUUAGAAAAUUAUUAAAUCCUAGCCAAAAAUAAUAAAGACGUAUUGUUAAAAAUAUUUGAUUACAAAACCAAUAUUUGUUAUGUAAUCUUUUGUCUUAUUUACUCUAUGUGAUAGUACCAAAUGUUUUUUAUGUUCGAAAUAAAUUUAAAUAUUUGAGGUACUUAAUCAGGGUUAGACUGAAGUAAGGUUCUUUUGGUAAAAUUUUGCUACAUAGGCUCUUCAUCCACUUGUGUCUUCAAUUAUGAAUUAAUGGAUUAAUGUAGUAGUUCUUUGACGUUUACGUGAGAAUAAAUGCCAUGUUUUUUAAAUAGCUUUAUUUAAAUGAUAUAAAAAUAUUUUAUUUUCUCCAAUCUUCAAGUAUAAAAUUAUUGAUUUCAAAUAAAUCAAAGUACGACUCUUAAGUCGCCAUUUUGAUUAUACUUUUCCAUCACUCGAAGUGUUCCAUCUGUCAACGCAAAAUAGUGUGUAUAUCAUCUCUACUUCCUUCUAUCUUGAUGGUAGCGAGCACAUACUUUGAUUACUAUACGGGGCAAGAGAGAGGUCCGACACGCCCAACAUAGGGCGCGGCCAUUUUGAACCCUGUGACACAGUUUAUAGCUAAAGAAUCAGAUCGCUCACUCUGCGUCGGCACUUUUUAUCUCAAUGUUCCAGUUUAUACACUACGCAACUCAGAUAAUACAAUAUAUUACAACCGCCUAUAAUAAAACAGCAGUCUUCUGCGUAUUCUGAAUUUGUAUCCCUGGAGUGGAUGUUAUUUUGGAACUUUCAACUGGUCCGAGUGAGCUAACUGAUUCUUUAGCAAUAAACUGUGACUCCAAAAAUAAUAUUCACUGACACUGACAGCAGCAAGCAAAAUAUCAGGUGCGUUUUAAUCAUUCGCUUCUGCUUCCGGAAUUGUCGGUUCAGUCGUUCUAACCUGUCAGAUUAAAACAAGAAAACCGACAAUUCCGAAGCAGAAGCGGAUGAUUAAAACGCACCUAUUAAAAAUAUUGCGCCAAGAUGUAGGCAACACGUAAUAAGGGCGGAGUUUUCUAUCUCCUUUUAAAAGGCACUCAGAAAGCUGCGCAGUGCGACCAUUCUCCGUAUAGUAAAAGAAAAUCAAAGUAUGUGGUAGCGAGUGAUUCACACAGCAAAAGCCAAAGUAGUCUUUUUCUAAAGUAGGCCUUAGAAAAAUUCACAUAUGUCUGAUCAUACAAUUUUUCCCUUUUUAGGUGUCAAUUUGUUUUUAAUUCACACCAGUGCGUAGACAGACAUUUAUCUUUGUCGGUUAUAAGCAGGUAGGGUUAGGUUUGGCCCAGAACACUGCGGCCUCUUGGGUCUGUUGUAUUCCCCUGCUUUACCCGUAUUCAGGUACUAUCUUUGGAAUAGUCCUACGCCUUUGGUUAGUUUCAAUAAGUUCCUUAGCAAGUGUUCCUGGGGCGUUAUUUCCGGUUCUAGACCGAAAAGGGUGAGAUACCGCUUAGCAAGAGCUUCGCAUUUGAAGAUCACACGGUAUGAGGUUUAUUCCUCUUCCAUAUAGAUGGUGGGAUCAUUGUGUAAUCCCAUCACAUGAAGGUGUUUUAGUAAACAGUGUCCCGUUAGUUAUCCCACAAUGGUGGAUAUUUGAGGUCUUGCAAGUUGUAGUACCUCAGUAGCCAUGCGUGGGUUUGGUUCCCUUAGCAUGCUCUUACUGAUUGUGUGCCCUUUUAUCUGUUGCUAGCGAAUUUGGUGUUUUGUGUUUAUCCACCUGUUCACUGCCUGUUAAAUCAGAGGUUUUGCUUAUCCCAAAUACAAGUUCGGUUCCUGUCAAUGGUAAUUUGUGCGAGUUUAUCAGCCUUUUUAUUUCCUUGGACACCUUUGUGCCCUGGUACCUACGCUAGUUUUACCUUAUUGUGGGUUGCCAGACCACUAAGGCAGUUCCAGACCAUCUCUGACUUGAUUCUAUUUGAAUCAAAGGGUUUUAAGAGGGUUCUAUACCCGUCCGCCAUAUUGGAAAUGUUAAUGUUCAAAUUGCGGGCUUAAUACUCACCAAAAAAAAUAUCUUUUUUGUAUCCGUGCUUCUUAUGCAUCGUAGAUUGGCGCAUGAUAACUUUUUUUUAUAAACAAAAAAAAAUAAAAUGAAAAAAAUAUAUAACAAGUCAUAUACGUAUAAAUGUUAUCAUCCGCCAUUCUUCAUUUGCCACUGAACAACUUGUGUAUUUACCAUUUUUGAAAAAAGUAAGUAGUUUUUUCUAAAAUUGAACAUUGCAUAAAAAUUUCAGAGGGCACCGGGAGGUGCUGCCCCCAACGGUCUUCUUUUACGUUUGGAUACCAUGAUAAUAAAUAUUUUCUAUGCCAGAUGGCGCACCAGUCGCGAAAAGUAUGUUCAGUUGCCUAAACCAAUAAAUAUUGCAGAGUUACUUUCCGAUCGAUGUAUAAAAUUGCAAACAACACGAUACACAGAAUAACGGUGUGUUCCUGCGCAUGCAGCUGACUGACGGUGACGUCACGUGGGACAGAAU
Messenger RNA from Psylliodes chrysocephalus, 4771 nucleotides. NCBI's taxonomy places the organism in Eukaryota, Metazoa, Arthropoda, Insecta, Coleoptera, Chrysomelidae. The record is from the annotation of a GenBank genome assembly.